Cannabis sativa is the source of this 594-nucleotide messenger RNA. RefSeq lists its product as uncharacterized. Lineage: Eukaryota; Viridiplantae; Streptophyta; Magnoliopsida; Rosales; Cannabaceae. Bases 1 to 594 code for a protein of 197 amino acids. The record is from RefSeq and is a predicted model, not a curated record. The transcript has 3 exons.
AUGGCAGACUGUCAUAAAGGAGGGAAUGAGAAGAAAGGCAAACAUUCAGAUGAUGCUACAGCGGCUAAAACACAAGUGAAAGCUCUUGUUUCAACUACUGAUCGUGAUGAGAACACUUCUUUCUUUCAUGCUAACUUAAAGAAAAGGAAGGUUGAAAAUCAUGUAGCAUCGUUUGUCAAUGAGAAUGGAGCUAUUACAAACAACUUUCCACUAGUGGUAGAUCAUCCUGGAGCAUUUCUCGUGGCACUGUGGAAGAAUAUUGAUAAACAGAUUUUUGGAGCUAUCUCUGACUUCUUUAAAAUUUGUAAUAUGCCUAGUGAAUUGCACGUUGCUACGAUCUGCUUAAUUCCUAAACAUGAGAGCCCUUGUAGAGAAGUAGAUUACAGGCCGAUUGCGUACCGCACCGCUAUGUACAAGUGCAUCUCCAAGCUUAUGUGUUCAAGACUUUCUGGUGUUCUGACCUCAUUGGUUAGUCAAAACCAAGGAGUGUUCAUCAAAGGAAGAUUGAUAGCUCAUAAUGUGAUCAUUUUGCAAGACCUAUCGAAGACCUGCUUUGUGCCUACAACCUACCUAGUCGAUUUGUUCAAAGGAUAA